Molecule: messenger RNA, 931 nt
Organism: Effrenium voratum
Lineage: Eukaryota; Dinophyceae; Suessiales; Symbiodiniaceae
Source: the annotation of a GenBank genome assembly
CCUUCUCCCCGGUUUGACUUUGCUUCUUUUUUUCGGAAGCAACGAGGCCCGAUCUUUUCUCGGAUGCACACGGCGCCAUGCCGAGAGUGCUGCAGAUGCUGUCCAGUGCGCGGGCAGGGCGUCCCUGUGUGCUGCGGUUUCAGGAGGAGGAGAAGCAAGGGGAAGAUGUGGCUGUCAUGGACUACUCGGACGUGAGCGACUUCUGGUUCGAUUGGGAGAAGUUGGAGCGGGCCGAGGCCCAGGCACGCUCGCGCUCCGCGCCGCCCCGGAGGUCGCAGCCGGCCUCUUGGCAGGCUAGCAGACAGGAGGCCCAGGAGGCCCAGGCCCGGGAGGCGGUGCGCAGGGAGCGGGAGGCCAAGGCGGCCCAGGCCAGGGAGGCCUGGGAGGCGGCCAAGGAGGCGGAGGCCAAGAGAGAGGCUGCAAAGGCAGAAGAAAGGAAAGGCAAGGAGAUCGAGGAGGCGUCUGUGGAUGCCGGACCUCGACGAAAGCGCCGCUCGCGCCGCGAGUCCGGAAGAGGACGCGAGUUGACGGACUCCAGCGAGAGCGAGGAGUUGACUCAGGCCGAGAGCUUCCUGGCGUACCUGGAGCGGAAGCCCCCCAUGCGCCCCAGGUGCGAUGUGGGGUCCGCCUGGGACUUCCCCUUGGCGAAGAGCGAAAAGCGAGAACUGCUGCUGCAGCACAUCGCCCACGGCGAGCAGAUGGCAGAAGAGCAUGCGACCGAGGCGGCGGCGGAGCUGGUGCGGGCGCGGAGGGAGGAGCGCCGCUCGCGGCAGUCCUUCGAAUCCGCCAAGGCGGCGCUCACGAGGAUGCGGAAGAAGGGCCGGCGCCGCAGCUUGGGCCCGUUCACCUGAAGGCCAUGUUGCCCUGAACGCCGAAUCGGAUCGCGAUGCACAUUUUAGAUUGUUUUGGAACCCAAACCGAAUCGCAGACG